AUAGUCAAUGUGAUUGUUGUUUUAACCUCUCAUUAGAUUAAUGCCUGUGGUUGGUUUUGAUCAUUCUCAUUUGCAGAUCAUCCAAUUAUGCUGUCAUUGUCAGUCCCAGUAACUCAGACUGUUUAAGUAAAUGUCAUAAUGCCUGCAGAUUAGAGUACUAAUAGCACAGUUAUAUCAUUGGUGAUAUUGAUACUUAUAAAAAAAAGACAACUGUUUAAAUAAUGCUAAUAAUGCCUCCUCACAUCUUUAUUUAGUCCCAAUCUAUUCCCCUCAGGCAUACUGACUUACUAACCGGAUCUCUUCUAAGACACUGCACUGGAGAGAGAGAGAGAGCAGAGGGGAGAGAGGGAGAGGGAGAGGGAGGGAGAGGGAGGGAGGGAGAGACAGAGAGAGAGUGAUCGAGCAAGCGCAGGAGGGAGAGAGAAAAAGAGAGAGCACAGGAGAGCAAGAAAAAGAAGCUAGAGCCGAGAGAAAGAGAGAGUCGCAGGAGGAAGAGGGAGAAUGCACGGUGUCUGGGUAACACUUCCACGCUUGUAUCCAGGGCCUUUGUGAAUACACCAUGGGAUGCAUCGGCUCCAGGAGACUGACGGGAGAUGGCGUCCCAGUCCAGAAGGAUGGGGAGCAGCAUGGACGUUCAGAAUUUUCAUGGGAAGGAAUCAAUCUGUCUAUGGAAGACACCACGUCAAUCCUGCCUCGGCUCAAGAGGAACUCAAACGCCUAUGGCAUCGGCGCUUUGGCUAAGUCUUCUCUGUCAGGUGUGUCAGGUGUUAGUCGCACAAUGAAGGAGAGAGUCACCAAGCCUACAGCCAUGGCCCAGGGUCGCGUCGCUCACAUGAUUGAAUGGCAAAACUGGGGCAUGCAGACGGUGGGCGCAGGGGGCAACCCCCAGGCCCGCAUCAGCACCCAGGAGCGGGAGAAGGAGCGGCGGUUGGAGAACGACGCCUACAGUGACCUCAGCGACGGAGAGAAGGAGGCUCGUUUCACUGCAGGUAUCCUGCAGCAGUUUGCGAUCUCGGAGGCCACACUCCUAGCCUGGUCGUCGAUGGAUGGAGAGAGCCCGCGGUCGGGGUCGAACCAGGGCAGUGUGGCUCAUCUUAGUGAGGUCAACCAGGAGAGCAUAACCAGUCGAGAUCAGAUACUGCACCACUCCUCAGCAGAGGUGUGGCCUCACACAUACGUCUCCCAGGGCCACUACUGCCUCUCCUCCUCUGAUGCCUGGGAGCCAAUCAACAACGAUCCCUCCAACGUGGCGUCUCCCCCUGCCGGCACCUACGUCAUGGGGACCGAAGGGUACGACGGGCAGGCAGCGGCUCACUUCCUGUCGCAGCAACAGCAACAGCAGUUCGCUCUCCAGCAGCAGAGUCAACUACAACAGCUGCAGCAGAUCCAACAGAUCCAGCACUACCAGCAACAGCAGCUCCUGCAGUAUCAGCAACAACAGUCGCUGGAGCACAGGCUGCACAGUGCCAACCACUCUUUGCAGGCCACGCCCAACAGCACCAUCCACAGUCUGGUCCAUCCCGCUCACCCACCAUUGGUCGAUCUGUGGAACACGGGGCAGAUGGAGGCCUAUCAGACGGACGCUGGAGGCUACAUGGGUGUGGCAGCGGUGGUGGAACCGAGCCUCUGUGUUCCCACUGGAGAGGAGAUGGUGGGAACAGAACACUCCCCGCUACUGGAGCAGCAGGAGGAGGAGGAGGAGGUCAAGGAGGAAGAUGUGGCACUGUGCAUGGAGCCAGAGUUGGCCUCGUUGACUCCGCCCACGCAACAAGGGGAUGCCUCUGGUGGCAGUAGUCCGGGGCAACCGCCGGCAGAGCCAAUCACAGAGCGGAAGUCCUCCGAUGUCACCUCCAGCCUCGUUCAGACGCUAGAGGGGAAAGAAGAGGAGGAGGGGCAGGGGCCAGCUGCUUCCAUGGCAACCAACUGAGUACCUGGCUGUCAAGAGACUCCCUAUUACAAACUGACCGGGAAGUCAGCGAGGAAUGAGCGUAAUAAUACAGUAUAUAUCUAUUAAUCUGUUCCUUUUCAGGUAUCAAAAAACUUUUUGGUUGCGAGCAAAUUCAAAAAUGGUGAGAAACAGAUCUGGAGGUGGACUCACAACGAGACAGGAGCUGAUGCAACAAAGGACACCUAUUUCUUUGUAAGCCUUACAUCCCAAAGGUAAUUGAAGAGAGGAGUGAGGACGGAGACACUGAAGAGGAGGAGGAGGAGGAUGAGGAGGAGGAGGAGCACCAACUGGCCGAGACAUUUCCAUCAGGAAAAUGAAACCACGCAAAGAGGAAGAGGAAGGGGAAAAUAAACAUGCAUGCUUUUUAUGGAGACAAGCAACUCGACCAUGUCAUCGUCUCAUAAUAAUAAUGAAUCAUAAUAAAAACAUUAUAAUAAGAGUAAUUUUGUAAUAAAGUAAAAAAAAAAAAAGAACAAAUCUAUGUAUAAGUGUAUGAUAUACGUUUUCCUUUGGGAGAACUACUCUGUUUACAGCUGUUACUCGACAUAUUAGAUAGUGUUUAAUCAAAUUAAUUUUCCUGUUGCAUCGAACACAUACACUUUAAAAAUGGCAACUCAAAAAAUAUGUCAUGUGUAAUUACAGAAGUCGGAGAAAAAUGUCAGCAUUUCAGUGAAAUGCAGAUUGACCCUCUAAAAUAAUCUAUGACGUUGUGGCACCAGGAUGCCCGAGGCACAACCCAGGGACAGGCGUGUCCUGCUGACUGCACACACUAAACUGCACAGAUAAGGAUUGUACUGUAAGAUAGUGUGCUUCCUACUCUGUCUCUCUGUAUGCAUGUUUCUUCAGAGCACUAUGGAGUACCUGUACUAUACAGCACUGUAUAGACUUUGCACUGAACCAUAGUAUCCCAGGUGGGGCCACAGUGGGCCCGGGCAAUGAGUUUCAUGGCGGAGAAAUAAAGACAGAGCUGCA
This is a messenger RNA of Epinephelus fuscoguttatus (brown-marbled grouper), 2920 nucleotides long. It is a transcript of the gene fam131bb, whose product is annotated as family with sequence similarity 131 member Bb. Bases 560 to 1927 code for a protein of 455 amino acids. Lineage: Eukaryota; Metazoa; Chordata; Actinopteri; Perciformes; Serranidae. The record is from RefSeq and is a predicted model, not a curated record. The transcript has 9 exons.